UCUACUUUAAUUUGAGAUAUAUUUCUUUUUCGUUUUAUUAGAGUGACCUUUUCACGAUGGAGAAGAUGUUGCCAGCCCAAGAGGCUGCCAAAAUCUACCACACUAACUACGUGAGAAAUGCCAGGGCAAUUGGCGUGUUGUGGGCAGUAUUCACGAUGUGCUUCGCCAUCAUUACUGUCGUGGUGUUCAUCCAGCCGUUCUGGAUCGGGGACAGCGUGACUACCCCUCAAGCAGGGUACUUCGGGCUCUUCCACUACUGCAUCGGCAACGCGCUGACCUCGGAGCUGGUCUGCAAAGGGAGCGUCCUGGACUUCGGCUCCAUCCCGUCCGGUGCCUUUAAGACAGCGUUGUUCUUCGUGGGGACUUCGAUGCUACUGAUUGUUGGGAGCAUAGUGUCUCUCAGCUUGUUCUGGUUCUUUAGCACUGGCAGUGUGUACAAAAUUUGUGCUUGGAUGCAGCUGGCUGCAGCUGGCUUGAUGAUGGCGGGCUGUUUGAUCUACCCUGAUGGCUGGGACGCCCCGGAGGUGAAGCGCAUGUGCGGGGAGCGCACAGACAAGUACACGCUGGGUAACUGCACCGUGCGCUGGGCUUACAUCCUCGCCAUCAUCAGCAUCCUGGACGCACUCCUCCUCUCGCUCCUGGCUUUCACGCUCGGCAACCGGCAGGACAACUUGCUCCCGGACGACUUCGAGGUGGAGAUCCCGGUAGAUGCAGACGAUGCAGCUGGGAAAGCCUGAAAGCGACCUCAUCGAGGAGGUUCAACAUGGUCAACCAUGGAUCUGGAAACCCUAGCCACAGAGGGCACAAUCCCAACUUCAUGUCCCUCUCCAGCACACCAAUCAAGCCUUGCACUUCCUGUUGGAUCAUGCAGAACAUUCACUCAUCUCAGAAACCAGCCUUGUUUUAAGUCUUCAACUUACUCGAUUCGAUAGCAGGUUGCAACCUUAUGGCUUGUAUACAGCAUCCAUUCCUUGCAAGAGCAAUAUUCUCAUCAGCCUCCUCAAGGUCAUCAUGUUUACCACGUGCUGAAGACUGGACAACAAUGCUGCAAGGGAGAUGCUCAGUUUCUCAGUAAACACUUCAAAUUUAGUGAACAUUGUGAACUGCUCUCCAAAUUAUUUGUAUGUAUAGCAGCCAGCGUAAGGUUAAGAUAUUAAGAUUAAGAAAAUGAGUUUACAACACAAGUUUGUUCGCCUUUCAAAUAAACACAACUUAACUCCUAUGUGUAGACUGGACUACCUGGGGCAAGUGGAAAGAUGUCAAUAUUAAGACCCAUACGCUGCAAAUUAGGUUCAGACUGUAGACUUCAACAUAUUUCUGUAGAUUCUAUAUAAAUGAGCUUAUAGUAUAGAAUAACGUUGACACCUUUACAAGCCAUUUAACAGAAAUUUGACAGAUUAAA
Molecule: messenger RNA, 1402 nt
Organism: Sardina pilchardus (European sardine)
Lineage: Eukaryota; Metazoa; Chordata; Actinopteri; Clupeiformes; Clupeidae
Gene: lhfpl5b
Product: LHFPL tetraspan subfamily member 5b
Exons: 3
Coding region: 57-737 (226 amino acids)
Biological process (GO): detection of mechanical stimulus involved in sensory perception; sensory perception of sound
Cellular component (GO): plasma membrane
Source: RefSeq, a predicted model, not a curated record